Messenger RNA from Colletotrichum godetiae, 1275 nucleotides. Its product is annotated as zinc finger protein-domain-containing protein. The transcript has a single exon. The record is from RefSeq and is a predicted model, not a curated record. NCBI's taxonomy places the organism in Eukaryota, Fungi, Ascomycota, Sordariomycetes, Glomerellales, Glomerellaceae. The coding region runs from base 1 to 1275 and encodes 424 amino acids.
AUGACUCCAUCGCUCGUCGAAAACCUUACGAUAGCGAACAAGUAUGUUCAACAUGGCGACGUCAUUGACAUUGAUCAACCUGACGAAUCCUACACUACAACACUCAAGCGUUUUCUUUCCGUAAACGCAGUCCUGAGCACGGCGUCGUCAUUUGCUAUCCGUCAACAACAAGCUGCAGAGCGAGAUCUUCCGCUCGAAGUCAUUGGAGAAGGGUUCUGCGGUGUGAUCUAUGACUUCCCUAGCAGGGGACUCAUCAUCAAGGCCGGUAGGCCAAACAAGAAGCAAGAGAUGUGGGCUGAUCAUGUGGCUCAUAUCAAAAUGUGGGAAGCUUCGAAAACCACACACUCUUACGCCAUGCCAAGACCUGCAUAUAUCGUGCAAAUCGAGGACCUUCAAGCCUGGAAGAUUGCUCACCGCAAGGAGAUUAAGUCUCAUUCAAGAUUUUUCUUUGAUCCCAGCGCGAUCAUGGUGUCUGAACGCAUUCUCCCGCUACCUCGAAGCAUCCGUGAAGCGCUUGUGUCCAUCUUCUGUCCUUCCGACAUGAAAGCUCAUGCUUCAAACAAUCCAGCAAACAAGCAUUGCGUAAUCCGCGUUUACCUUGGACGCAGAUGCCUGAAUCAACGAGUCGAGGAUGAAUUCUCUUUGAGAAACUUUGAGCUCACGCUGGACAAGAUGGAAAUUUUGGGUGUAAACCCGCAACAAUACGUUCAACCAAUGGCUGAGGCUUUGGCUGUCAUGCACUGGUCUGCUCAGAUUGACGGUGCAGAUGUCGAAUUCGUUCUUGGCAGUUCUCCCGAGCGUCGCAUAUCUGCUCAAACCCUGGACUCGAUUGACCUUGAAGGGGAAAUCAUCACGACCUGGAACCUGGAUGAAUCGAAAUCAAGCGGCAUCAACUUUCUCCGACGCAGUGUGAGCAUCUUCUUGCUUGAUUUCAAUCAAUGUCGAAGACUGCCGCCCACCCCCAGAGGCAUUGAGAAUGCUGUAACAGCAUUCUGGGAAAACGACCCAUACUACCCAAAACCUGGUUAUAAGGAAGGAACCCCAGAGUGGAUUCUUUGGGACCAGUUCAAGAGCUUUUACUUAGCCAAGAGCUACAAGAUUUUGGACGACUCUGCUACAAUGCCCGCCGAGUUCCUCCGCGGAGUCGAAGAGCAUGGAGCUGCAGGAGCAAGGCAGUUAUUCAUGGGAGGUCCCCCCCCCCAAACUCUGCUACGGCUUCCUCGGAACUCAUCGCUGGUCCUCCAAGACCCAUGCCGGCUUCAUCUACCUCCGUAG